AUGGAAUUGUUUCAAAAUUCAAACGGAGCAAGAAGAUUUCGACUGCCUCAUGAAAAUCUUAAAGAGACGGAAAGUGAAAUCAUUGAUAAAGAACGUAAACAGCAUCUUAAAUCGUUGCAAGAUAUUAGCCAGAUGCGAUUUAUUAGGAACGAAUUGUUAUCAUUAAAAGAUAUGGGAUUCUUACGAGGAAAAUUCGAAGAAGGAAUAAAUUGGAAAGCUUUAGCCUUAAAUAGUAUAGCGAUUUUGAAAGAUAAAAUCAAGAAGAAAGAUACACCACCACAUGAACAUAUUUUUACAAAAAUAAGCAAUAUAGAUGUCGAUGAAUUAUCAAACGACGACCCAUUAUGUAUUGGAGUAAUCGAUCUUAGUUCAGACAAAUAUAAUAUUCCCGAGAGUGAUUACGAAUCUCUUGUUGGUGAGAAGGCUAAUAUAAGAAAUUUGAGCAAAGAUGUCGUGGGACGUAGUGACACACGAUCAAUGGGUGAGGACGAUCACAUUAAGGAACGCAUAGCACGCGGAAUUACCGAUGUUCUUUUGCAAGAAAUUAAGUUGAAUGCACUCCGAAGAAUUUCCAGAGAUUAUGAAGUUGAAGUUACCAGGGCCGAACGUCAAAGUACAGCUAGUAAAAAUCGCAAAGCUCAGCAAAAAAGUGGAUCAAGAGGAGAUAAACCAGAUCUCAUGUUCCGUGCUCACCUUCGUCAAAAAUGGGAAGAAAUUGUGUUCUUCGAAAGUGAAAAGUGGGAUGCCAAUGAAGAUAAGAUUUGCCACGACCAUAAUAAAUUAGUGCAACUCUGUUUGGACGGAUCUAAACAGCUUGUGAAAAAUGUUCAAAAGAAACCUUUUACCAAAGAAAAAGGGAUGAAGUACCAUCUACAUCUUCCAGUUGUUAAAGCGAAAAUACCUUUGGGUAAAGAAUCGGUUGAGGAAGUAGAAGAGUUUGUUCAUGCCCUAUUGACUUUGCGA
Messenger RNA from Paraglomus brasilianum, 963 nucleotides. The record is from the annotation of a GenBank genome assembly. Lineage: Eukaryota; Fungi; Glomeromycota; Glomeromycetes; Paraglomerales; Paraglomeraceae.